AGUCCGGACACUCCCCCCCCUUCCAGUCCGGACACUCCCCCCCCUUCCAGUCCGGACACUUACCUACCCCCCCCCCCCUUCCAGUCCGGACACUUUCCCCCCUUCCAGUCCAGUCACUCCUCCCCCCCUUCCAGUCCGGACAUUUUCACCCCCUUCCAGUCCGGACAUUUCCCCCCCUUCCAGUCCGGACACUUCCCCCCCCCCCUUCCAUCCUGGACACUUUCCCCCCCUUCCAGUCCGGACACUUUCCCCCCCUUCCAGUCCGGACACUUCCCCCCCUUCCAGUCCAGACACUUCCCCCCCCUUCCAGUCCGGACACUU
Messenger RNA from Staurois parvus, 321 nucleotides. Lineage: Eukaryota; Metazoa; Chordata; Amphibia; Anura; Ranidae. The record is from the annotation of a GenBank genome assembly.